This is a messenger RNA of Rubroshorea leprosula, 1507 nucleotides long. Lineage: Eukaryota; Viridiplantae; Streptophyta; Magnoliopsida; Malvales; Dipterocarpaceae. The record is from the annotation of a GenBank genome assembly.
GCCUUCAGGCCUUUUGUUUAACAGGAAAGAAGUUUCCUGUUUUUGAAUGAAAUAAAAAUAGAUGGAGAUAAAUCUACAAAGUUUGUUGAUUUCUAUGUACUUUCAUUUCAUGUAAAGACGCCUUGGGCUUAUGUUAGAUUUUUAUUUUGUUAAAAUCAAUGAAAGCAAAUGACAGUUUGAAUUUGAAGAAUUCCAUGAGGUUUCAUUUUUAGUAUGUAGUUAAUAUUGAUGCAAGAAAGAAUAGAAAAUAAGAUAUUUAGUAUCUCCUACUGGUAAAAACAGAGAACAAGGCGUCCCAAGCUAAAGAACAAACUACACCAUGUUGCAGUUUCUGAAUAUUACCGUGGAAAUGCAGUCCAAAGUUCAUAGGAGGUAGCAGAGAAACAGAAGAUGAAUUUCACAAAACAUCCUGAAUGCGACUAUGAAACCGAGACCAGAGUUUCUCUUUCAGCAAUUCCAUCUCAUCAUGGCACAGUUCACACAGAGGUAUGCAAUUGUUACUGGAGCAAAUGAAGGGAUUGGACUGGAAAUAUGUGGGCAAUUAGCCUGUAAAGGGAUCAUGGUCGUGUUAACUGCUAGAGAUGAGAAGAGGGGUCUUGAGGCUGUUGAAAAGCUCAAACAGUCUGGUCUAUCUAAUCAUGUAAAUUUCCACCAGCUCGAUGUUACAGACCCUGCUAGCAUCGCAGCUCUUGCAGAUUUUGUCAAAACCAAGUUUGGAAGGCUUGAUAGAUUGGUGAAAAAUGCAGGAAUAGCAGGUGCUGUAAUAGAUGAUGAAGCUUUAAAAGCUUCAAGUAUUUCUGCUACUGAGUUAUCUGACUCACCAAGGAUUUUUAAUGUUGCAUCCGGCAGGGGCACGUUGAAGUACAUACCCAGCGAAGAGCUUAAAGAAGCCUUCAGGAAUGUUGAUAGUCUCACAGAAGAGAAACUGGAUGAGAUGAUGACUGAGUUUCUGAAAGAUUUCAAGGAAGGUGCAUUGGAAAUUAAGGGCUGGCCUAUUCAUCUCCCUGCCUAUACAGUCUCAAAAGUAGGCCAAAUUACAUACACAAGGCUUCUGGCCAAAAGGCACCCAGGUUGCUGCAUCAAUUCUGUUUGCCCUGGCUUUGUCAAAACAGAUAUAAAUCGCAACACUGGUACCCUGACUGUUGAACAAGGCGCUGUAACUCCAAUUGUGUUAGCACUCUUGCCCAAAGGCAGUCCUUCUGGCCUCUUUUACCAGCAAGGUGAAGUGGCAAGUUUUUAGUAAAAUUAUCUAGUAAUCUUAUGCCAAGGAAGGUGAAGAAGCUACAUGGCAUCUAGAUUUUGUUCAUUUUCUAGCAUCUACCAUAAAAUAAGAGUACUUACCGUCCUUUGUAAUCCAUUGUUUCAAUAAUGAUGCAUCUAUCUGUAAUCUAAAGGAUUAUAGUUAGAAAAUAAGCUGCAAAAUGCAUAGCAUGUACUAUGUAAACAAUUCAAUGUGAGAAAUUUUUCUGUAUAAUGCGAGACCUUGGACUAAACAGAAAAGAGUUUU